UUAAAGAGAGCAGCUAGAGGGGCGUGCACGUUGAGAGUCGGUCUUCACACCAGCAGGGACAUUGUGCACCUACCGAGAGGGACUCAGCAUGGCCUCAGCACUGAAUUGCACACCCGUUAUGUUGUGUUUUAUUUAUUUGUCGUUACUGUUUGCCAGUGUGUUUUGCGACGCCGAUGCAGAGGAAGAUGAGCAUGCCAAGCACACGUACACGGUGGAGAUGUUCAACGAGGCGGUGCCCACUGCACCCCACUUUGUCAUGUUUUACGCCCCAUGGUGCGGCCACUGCCAGAGGUUACAGCCAGCAUGGAAUGAACUGGCGGAGAAAUACAACAGCAUGGAUGAGCCCCCAGCGUAUGUGGUAAAAGUAGACUGUGUCCAGGACACCAAGUUCUGCUCCAAUGUCCACGGGGUUAGAGGCUACCCUACGCUGAAGUUGUUUAAGCCAGACCAGGAUGCAAUUAGGUACCAGGGGCCCAGAGAUCUACAGUCUCUGGAGACCUGGAUGUUGAAGACACUCCAGGAGGAGCCUGGGGAGCCAGUGAGUGAACAGGAGCCUCCUAAAGCCCCAGAGCCCAAACAGGGCAUGUAUGAGCUCACUGCUCUCAACUUUAAGAGCCACAUAGCCAAAGGUGCCCAUUUCGUGAAGUUCUUUGCCCCGUGGUGCGGUCACUGCAAAGCCAUGGCCCCAACCUGGGAGCAGCUGGCCACCACCUUUGAGCACUCUGACGAUGUCAAGAUAGGAAAGGUGGACUGUACGCAGCACUAUGAGGUGUGCUCUGACAACGGCGUACGCGGAUAUCCCACACUGCUCUUCUUCUACAACGGACAGAAGACAGAGCAGUACAAAGGAAAAAGAGAUCUGGACUCCUUCAAAGACUUCGUGGACAACCAGGUGAAGGCUGUCGUCGCUCAGGAGGAAGAGCCGGAGCCCAGCGAGGAUCAAAAAGGCAACGAGAUCCCCACUGAUGAGCCAGUCAAAGAGGAGGAAAAGUCCAGCGUGUUGGACCUCACAGAGACCAACUUUGAUGAGACAGUCGCCAAGGGCCUCACCUUCAUCAAAUUCUUUGCUCCAUGGUGUGGCCACUGUAAGAACCUCGCUCCAACAUGGGAGGAUCUUUCCAAGAAGGACUUUCCCGGCCUCACUGACGUCAAGAUAGCCAAAGUGGACUGCACUGUUGAGCGCACACUCUGCAACAAGUACUCUGUUCGAGGUUACCCCACCUUGAUCAUGUUCAAGGCAGGGGAGCAGGGUGACGAGCAUAACGGCGGGCGGGACCUGGAGAGCCUGCACAGCUUUGUGAUGAGGCAGGCAAGAGACGAGCUGUAGAAACAAGUCAAGUCAGCACUCAACUCUCCACCACUUUGCUCGUCCACACUGCAUAUCUGGCGAGUAGGACACCACUCUCUGUCCUACAGCUGCCAAACCUCUCUCUAUCUUUCUCUCCACUCGGGUUCUCUUCAGAAAGGAGUCAGCCAAUGACAGACUGCAGUCUGUUCUUUCUCCUGUGUUUAAGGGCAGAAUGAUUCAGUAGAGUGUUUGGGAUGUGAAUGUUUUUCUCAUUGCUGUCGCCCAACCUCAAAUCUCCUAAUGUGGAGGAUGCUAUGGUUGGGUCGGCAAAUGAAGUUAUGUCUGACAACCACUUUGCAAGCACAGCUAAAUCAAUCAGAACCAGAAUUCCUCACACAGAUAUAAUGUUUAUUAAAAUGGUAGCACUGACGGACAGAUGUUCCAGUUUCUGCCUGUUUAGAAAUUGUUUCUGAUGAACUUCUGCAGCCAUUUGACUUUUUUUAAAUACUAAAUUUUAUACAUGGGAUCUGUUGUUAAAUCACAAGCCAUUAAUGUUACAGUACUGUCAGUCAAAAGUUUGUAAAGUUUGUGUCACCCGAAUGUGAAGUUGAGUGUUAAGUUGAGAGUACUUUCUAUCCACGCCAGUGACGGCCUAUCUGACUUAACUCUCAGGGAAACGCCCACACAGACUGGGAGGAGUUGUGAUGGAGGCAUCAUUGUUAUCACAGGUCUGACAAUGGCACAUUUUCUCUAAAUGACCCAUUUUCUGACUCCUGUGAUGUCAUCAGCCAUCCCUACCUACUCCUCCUAGAAUUCAGGGUCUCAGGCCUGGACCAUGUUGCUCCAUAUCUCCAUUACUGAACAUCUUUACUAUUGCUUUUUUAAAAUCCCACCCAUCAUUUUAUCCUCCAAUGAAGUACAGAAGGUGUGAAUCAGAGGUUUUUGUGGUAUAUCUCUCAGGCCAGACCCAGGUCCAAAGGAUUUGGGAAACAGGAAGUGGAGCAGCAGGCAGUUGGUUCACUUGGUAUUUAGGGUAAAGCAUGCAGUUUACGUUUAGGAUCAUUUGCAUGAGAAAUUGAGCUCCACUUUGGUUGUGGAAAUGUCACUCACGAGAGCUUUUACUACCUUACGUCUUAGGUUGGGCAUUUUUGUAAUAAUACUUGUGAGAUUGGAACUGAAACAUUCACCACAACUCAGGGUCAGGUGGGCUAACUAGCAUCAUAUCACCUCUCUGACCAUGAUUGUGACCUUUUCUUACCAGAGUGAUGAAACCAGCUGCAUCUUGGGUCCAUGUAAUUCACUUUUCCUGCUCCCAAAUAAUGUUUCUAGUCGUCCGUUUUCUGACUGUGAAAAACCAUGCUUGUAAAGCGCACCAGCUGCUGGUUUCUAAGUCUCACUCACCAGCAAAAUGAUCUGGAAAAAGCAUAUUGUAUUGAUUGCAACCAAAAUAAACCCUAACUUGGCUGGUAUUCAUUUCCCACUCUGUCUAUAACCACUGGUGAGAUUGUUCAAACUGAAAUCUUAAGUGUGAAUGAAUGAAGUCUGCUGUAUACUGAUCCUAUCAAAGUGUAAUGCAAUCACUUGGGAAACAAUAUUUGCCCCAUUUCUGAAUUGUCAUUAGAAAAAAGGAGAUUUUUUUGUUGUUAAAACUUCUCUCAGAAUUCUAAGAUAAUCUCGUUAUAAAAAAGGGCACUUUUUUCCUCAGGUGAAUGCAUUACACUGGUGGAGUAUGAUAACCAUCAACCCACAAAUCCAACUUUUACAGAGGGUUAAUCUGUGUUUUAACAGCCAGCGGCUGAGAAAAUAGAAUCUGUCGCAGACCUGGCUCUAAUAGCAUUUGCAGUUUCUUUUCAGCGCACUUUUCUGUGACUAACUGUGACUUCACCCACCUGUUACGGCAUUACGCCCAUCACACUGCAAAUGCUCUUUGACCCAGGUUAUGUGAAAGGUAUGUGCUGCAUGAUGUAGGGCACCAUUUAUUGUCUAACCCAGGUACACACAAACAGUCAGACACACGGCAGUUUUUUUUUUGUCAGUAAAAGUUUUUAUGGAUAGCACAUGGUCUAAGGAACUCCAGUGACAGAAGUAUUUUUUUCCUCGUGAGUCAUGGGUUGUGCACUACCCAUGGAUUUUGUACAAAAAAAGUGAAUAAUGGCAAGUUGUAACAUGAGAUUUCAUAAUAAAAAAUUUUCAAAAAUAA
Messenger RNA from Epinephelus fuscoguttatus (brown-marbled grouper), 3488 nucleotides. It is a transcript of the gene txndc5, whose product is annotated as thioredoxin domain containing 5. The record is from RefSeq and is a predicted model, not a curated record. Gene Ontology annotation, cellular component: endoplasmic reticulum. The coding region runs from base 89 to 1327 and encodes 412 amino acids. The transcript is spliced from 10 exons. Lineage: Eukaryota; Metazoa; Chordata; Actinopteri; Perciformes; Serranidae. Gene Ontology annotation, molecular function: protein disulfide isomerase activity. Gene Ontology annotation, biological process: protein folding.